CUAGCUUUCAGUGAAGGCGUGCUUUGUACUGUGUUUUUGCCCGCGCUCGAAGAGGCGGGCUGGAAAAUUCUCUAGUUUUACGUCCCCGAGCUGCAGCGCUGGGGACACAGCCCAAAAAAUGGCCGCCCGCGCGCUCCGACGAGCCCUCAGCACCGCAAGACCAGCCGCAGCGCCGCGCGCCGCCGCGCCGCGCGCCGCGAGGCCACGCGCCAACUUCUUGAGCACCACGCCGGCCAAAGCGGCACCAGCCCCGCAAGUAGCCGACGUGACUGUGCACAUCACCUUCGUGGACCACGAGGGCUCGCGGGCCGUCGUGCCCGGCCGCGUGGGCAUGACGGUGUCCGAGGUCGCCGAGCUCCACGGCAUCGACAUCGGGCCGACGGCCGUGGCCGGAGUUGUGGAAAGGGUCAAUUCCGACGUCUGGACCGAGGAUUUAUUUGGGGAGGGCGCGUCGCUCGGUUACGACCACGUCAAGGUCCCGCCGGCCUGGGCGGCGAAGCUGCCGCCGCGGGGCGCCUGGGAGCUCGAGCUGCUGCGCAACUACUGGGACGACGACGACAUCACGUCGGUGUCGCGCCUCGGCUCGCAACUGCCGCUGACGAAGGAGCUCGACGGCAUCCAGAUCUACAUCCCCGACGGGAUUCCCACCGAGGGGAACCUUUAGAGCCUAAGCUUAUGUAUAG
Pelagomonas calceolata is the source of this 683-nucleotide messenger RNA. NCBI's taxonomy places the organism in Eukaryota, Pelagophyceae, Pelagomonadales, Pelagomonadaceae. The record is from the annotation of a GenBank genome assembly.